Molecule: messenger RNA, 1206 nt
Organism: Rasamsonia emersonii CBS 393.64
Lineage: Eukaryota; Fungi; Ascomycota; Eurotiomycetes; Eurotiales; Trichocomaceae
Exons: 3
Coding region: 1-1206 (401 amino acids)
Cellular component (GO): mitochondrion
Molecular function (GO): protein-arginine omega-N symmetric methyltransferase activity
Source: RefSeq, a predicted model, not a curated record
AUGUUGACCCGCGAAUUCAUUGACGACAGUCUUUACAAUCCGCAUUACGGCUAUUUCUCCAAGCAUGCGACCAUCUUCAGUCCCGGCGAGCCGUUCGAUUUCAACAACAUCGAGGACGGCCCAGCGUUCCACCGGCUGCUGGGCCAGCGGUACACCGAGUUCGAGGAUCGGCUAGAUGAGAUCCAGCCCGAUGAUGCGCGUCAACUGUGGCACACGCCCACGGAGCUGUUCAAGCCGUACUACGGCGAGGCGAUCGCCCGAUAUCUGGUGUCGAACUACAAGUUGACCCUAUACCCGUACCACGAUCUGAUCAUCUACGAGAUGGGGGCGGGCAACGGCACGCUGAUGCUGAAUAUCCUCGAUUUCAUCCGCGACACCGACUACGAGGUGUACCAACGGACCAAAUUCAAGAUCAUCGAGAUCUCUUCGACCCUGGCAGAACUCCAGAUGAAGAAUCUGAAGGACUCGCUCAAUGCAGGGGGUCAUUUGGGCCAUGUGGAGAUCAUCAACAAGUCGAUCUUCGACUGGGACACCUACGUGCAUUCUCCCUGCUUCUUCCUGGCGCUGGAGGUCUUUGACAACUUCGGUCAUGAUGCGAUCCGAUAUGACUAUCGGACGGAACUGCCCCAGCAGGGAGGGGUGCUCAUCGACACCGAUGGCGAGUUCUGCGAGUACUACAACACUCAGCUGGAUCCCCUGGCGGCGCGGUUCCUGCGGGUGAGGCAGGCCGCGGCGCGGCGCCCGUUCCCUACCCCGCUGGGGCCGAAGUGGAUGCGGGGAAUUCGCAAUAAGAUGCCCUUCCAGAGCGAGUUCACGUUGCCGGAGUACAUCCCGACUCGACUGAUGCAAUUCUUCGAAAUCCUGAACGACUAUUUCCCGGCGCAUCGACUGCUGGCGAGCGACUUUAACAGUCUGCCGGAUACGAUUCCUGGACUGAACGCACCAGUGGUGCAGACUCGGUACAAGCGACGAACGGUGCCGGUGUCGACUCCAUUUGUCCACCAAGGUUACUUCGACAUCUUCUUCCCCACCGACUUCAACGUCGUCGAGGACAUAUACCGUGCCAUCACGGGCAAGCUAACGACGGUGAUGAGCCAUCAGGACUUUAUGGAACGCUGGGCGUACAUUGAAGACACGGAGACGCGGAGCGGCGAGAACCCACUGCUGACGUGGUACAAGAACGCCAGCGUUCUGUGCACGGUGUAG